GCGAUUCUUGAGCAUACAUCGCGACUAUAUCAGAACAGAACACAGGGGGUUCUAUUCAUCAGAUCACCGUGCGGGUAAUGGUUCUGACAGCAAACGAGGCUUCCGGUUUCCGCGACUACGGAGGGUUGAGUAGAACGGCGGGCGGCAUGGACUUCUUCGCCGACUGGGACUUGGAAGAGGAGCAGCAGGAGGUGGAGGAAGUGGUAACGUUCCUGGCAAACGGCACCCUCCCGGCUCUGCUUUCAUAUCCCAGUACCUCAGCAGUCCGGAGCCGAGCUGACCAGGCGAUCUUCAGAGGAGAUGUGCCACUCGAUAUGAUCUGGGAUGGCCAAGGCUUGAGUAAAUACCGAGACAAGGAGAGUGCAAACCCACUGGCGGAUGUCACUGAGAGUCUUUGGCGGAGGGCAUCAUCUGCCGGGGCAAAGAUGGCAUUGCAGAGAAAAGCUUUUGGUAUUGCUGACGACAUAUAUGCCGCAGGUUUACUCGUUGCUUACUUGGCAUUCAUACCCUUCUGUGAAGUAGGGAGCAUCGAUGGGCCAGCAUUGCAGAAGCUCCUAGAGAGAACAUUUCGACUGGAUAUUGCUGCUGCGAGAGACUACUGUGCUGCUGAUGACAGGUGGAAAGAUGCAGUCGAAUUUCUAGAUCUUGGUCAAGGAGCGGGCUGGAAUUUGUUGCAGGCUAUGUUGAACCCUGACUAUCGGCAACGCCCGACAGCGGAGGCUGUCAUGAAGCAUCCAUUCCUCACGGGAGAGGUCCUUGUGUAACCCACUCCACCGGAGAUUAGUUGUAUUUCAGUAGGACGUUUUUCUAGGAAGUUAAUGUAUUCAUAAAUUUCAUAUUAUUGAUCAUAAUGCCAUAACUUUACGUAGAAUCGUUGUAGAUUUAAUGGACGGGCAUUAUUUGUUCUGUAGCUGUCUCAUGCGCAUUAAUUUCUCUCACCACCUCUUUCUCAUUAUUACAUCAGCAAAUGAGCAUGAGCAUGAAUGAUAAUAUAAAGUUGUUGAAAUUCGAAGAGAGAUGCAGACAGUCCACGGCAAGUCUCAGAAAAAAUGUUUUCUCUUUUCUUUCCAUUGGCGAGAUGAUGUAAACGAGUUCACUACAAGUCUAUGGGAAUGUUGGACCAGAGUUUGGAGGUAACUAUGGAAGUUAUUGAAGUCACGUUCUCUUCACUUUUGCCGAUUGACCACCUGUACGUUUCGCAGCCAUUUUUCGCCGACGCAUUUGCAUGCAAACCACAAAUUUUGGGGGUCGGCAGCCAGAGCAAAAUGGCUGGAGGUGGUACCAAAAGCGUGGCCCACGCGGGUUCGUUCUUUCUUGGCGUGCAGGGAAUUUGGAGCCCCGCCAGGCAAACAUUGGUCAGAAGUACUGGUGGUUUAAGAGGGCUAGCUUAAAGGAUGAUAUGGAGUUGUUGAAAUUCGGGGAGAUGCAGGGCAAUCUACUGCAAGUCUAUGGGAAUGUUUGAUCAGAGUUUGGUACUUCUUUGGAAGGUUAUAAAGGCAUGUUCUCUUUUCUUUCCCCCCUUGAGAGGGUUGGAUGCUCAAACUCACAUGAUCUUCCAUGAGUCUGAAUUUGGACCAGUGAUCUUUAUUAAGACUUACAUGCGUGCAACAUUCACUCUCCAGGGAUGUGCACCUCCACAUAAUCCCUUUCCUUGCGGUGAGGAAGAACCUCCAGGGUAAGAGAUCACAACAGGUCCUAGAAGGUAAGUGGGUUUUUCUUCCUGCAGUGAGGAACACCGAUUCUUGAUUCUCGCAUGUUGCCCUCAAAGCACGGGAUCAGGAUUGGGACUGGGGAAUGGAACUGGGACUGGGACUGGGACUGGGACUGGGAAUGGGAAUGGGAAUGGGAAUGGGAAUGGGACCGGUAAUGCUCAGGAAAGAAAAGAUUUCAGUUGUGUGUGGCCAAAAAGAGUACUAGUGGAAACCAGUCGACAGCAGAGAUUG
Chara braunii is the source of this 1943-nucleotide messenger RNA. NCBI's taxonomy places the organism in Eukaryota, Viridiplantae, Streptophyta, Charophyceae, Charales, Characeae. The record is from the annotation of a GenBank genome assembly.